AUGAGUGAAGUUCAGGCUAUGGUAGAAUUCUCCGUGGAGCUCCACAAAUUCUUCAAUGUGGAUUUGUUUCAAAGAGGCUUUUACCAGAUUCGUGCAUCUAUGAAAAUUCCUCCAAGAAUUCCACACAAAUUAGAAGCUAGCUUGUUACGUGCAACUGGUGCAGAUCUUGCCUUUCCUGCUUCAAUCCAUGACAAUAUAGUUUGCAGUAAAACAUUUCAGAUUCUUUAUAAAAAUGAGGAAGUUUCUGUGAACGACGUGAUGAUUUUCAAAAUAAAAAUGCUGUUAGAUGAGAGGAAGAUUGAGGAGUCUCUUAAUGAAAUGAAUUUUCUGCUAACAUUAGAUCUACACUUCACGGAUACAGACUAUUCACCGGAUGACCUGAGCACACUACAGCCAAUUAGUAGCCGAACUUUAAAGUUGCACUUUAACGUACACCGGGGCCUUCAUCAUUAUGUCAAUGUUAUGUUUGAUUACUUCCAUCUUUCUGUCAUAUCGGUUAUAGUCCAUGCUUCUUUGGUUGCUCUGCAUCAGCCGUUGAUAAGUUUUCCUCGCCCAGUGAAGAAUACAUGGUUGAACAGGAAUGCACCAGCACAAAACAGGGACUCUGUGAUUCCUUCUCUUGAAAGUGUGGUCUUUGGCAAUAACUACACAAAACAGUUAUCAGCAGAUGGUUGCAGUUUUGUUGUUUCAGAGUCUUUCCUCAGUCAUGCCUAUAAUUUCCACUAUACGCUUUGUGCCAGUUUGCUGCUUGCUUUCAAAGGGUUACAUAGCUAUUUCAUUAUGAUAACAAAGGAGCUCCCCUCUUCUCACCGAAUUGAAUUGGAAAACAUAGAUGUAGAAGUUCGUCUUACAGAAUUGUGUGAAGAAGUAAAGAAAAUGGAAAAUCCUGAUGAACUGGCAGAACUUAUAAAUAUGAAUCUUGCUCAGCUUUGCUCACUUCUGAUGGCUCUCUGGGGGCAAUUUCUGGAGGUCAUUACCUUACAAGAGGAGGUCACAGCGUUGCUAGCACAAGAGCAUCACACAUUAAGAGUGCGCAGGUUUGCAGAAGCAUUUUUUUGUCUUGAACAUCCUAGGCAAGCUGCCCUUGCCUAUCAAGAACUACAUGCUCAAAGUCAUCUACAGAUGUGUGCAGCUAUCAAAAACACUUCCUUCUGCAGUUCUCUUCCACCACUCCCUAUUGAAUGCAGUGAACUAGAUGGAGAUAUGAACUCCUUGCCUAUAAUCUUUGAAGAUCGAUAUUUAGAUUCAAUUACUGAAGAUCUGGAUGUGCCCUGGUUGGUAGUUCAGAGUCUUCCAAGGUCAGAGUCCAAUAAACUGGAUAAAUUUGAAGCUGAAGAAGGCUUUGUAGCUGGUUUUACUAGCCCAGAACUGAAAAUAAGACCUGCAGGUGCAUCCAACCUUUGGCAUUCAGAAAGUGAAAAGACGCUAACAAAAACUUUGAAAGGCAAAAAUGAAGAUGCAAAUAAAUCCAAAGUUAAGGUUACUAAGCUCAUGAAGACAAUGAAACCUGAAAACACAAAAAAAGUUGUGAAACAGAAUUCUAAGGACUCUGUGGUCUUAGUAGGCUACAAAUGUUUGAAAAGUGCAGCACUGGAAGAUGCCGCUAGAAGCUCAGAAGGCAGGCCUUCAUACAAUGCUAAUGCUAAUGAAGGGCUGGACCCUACAUUAGGUGGAUUUCCUUGUGAUACAAAAACCUGCACCAGGCAAAUAAGUCAAAGAGAACUUCAGUUUUUGCCAUCUGGAACCGAGGAAAAGACUGCCAAGAUUGAAGGUGUCCAGCCAGGUCCGGGUAGCCCUGUGCACUGUGAAAAUGUGGCUAUUUUUGGUAGACUUACUAUUUCCCAGACAGAUUCUGGAACUAUACAAGCAGAUAGUGCUCUACAACCCAGAGGUACACUUGAAGGUUCUCAUGGAGGUGAACCAGCUUCCUCAGGAGCGAGGACAAUUGAGGUCAAACCAAGUAAUAAGAAUCCCUACGAGGGGGAGAAAGUAACUGUUCAUAUUGGAUCAUGGGCUGAGUUUCCACAAGAUGAAGUCCAAGGAGAGAAUUUGCAGACACCCAAUAUUCAGUCUUCAGAAUCUGGAAAUAAAUUGAAUUCAGGAGGACAGGAACCAGUGCUUGAAAAGGAAGAUGUCCAGGAAAGAAACUUGAGACAUACCAGUGACAUCUUGACAAAAAUGAAGAGUAAUCAGCCUACUCUUUCUGCAAAAGAAAGUCAACUUUCUGCAAGUGGAGACAUGACUAAAUUACCAGAUGUUAGUGUGACAUAUGCCUCUUCUAGGUUUUCAGAUUCAGGUGUAGAAAGUGAACCAAGUUCCUUUGCAACUCACCCCAACCCCGAUCAGGUUUUUGAAAAUGUUCAAGGGCAAAGUGCAUACAAUGGUGAGAGAGUAUUUCCUCAGCUUUUACUAAAGCCAGACUGUGCUCUAAAAAAUGCAAUAGAAAGCCAUUGCACUGAGAGUACCAGCGCUGUAAGUGAAAUACAGUCAUCCCUGACAUCCAUAAAUUCUCUGCCUUCAGAUGAUGAUGAGCUGUCACCUGAUGAGAAUUCUAAGAUAUCUGUUGUACCUGAAUGCCAGCUAAGUGAUAGUAAAACGGUAUUGGAUCUUGGAGCAAUUGACUUGCCAAAAUGUGAUGACAGUAAAAAGUCAAACACCAAUUUGCAGCAACGGUGUGUUGUAUUUUCAGGGCACUCGGAUAACAGAACUCUGUCUAUACAUUCCUCCCUCUCAGGAACAAAAGAUCCUUUACAAUUAGUUGUUUCAGAUGAGGAUUCAUCUACUGAUGUGAAAAGUUACAGCCGACAGGCAGACCUUGGCACAGCCUGCACGGACUCUCAGGACCUUAAAAGGCAUCUUAACACUACAGAAGAAACAAUUAAAUUGCAUUUGGAAAUUACUUGUAUGGGUGAGCCAUCUGUGGUUUCAGGUUCUUCAUCUGCAAAUGCAGUGUAUGAGGAUGAAAAAAGAAACGAGAGAAAACACAACGAGCCUUUAGAACUAAAGGAGACAAAUGAAGAACUGUCGGCAGCUAAAAGUGAAGCUGGUACAGAUAAUCCUUCUCCAACCAGUAGUACUGACAUGGUAAAGCAAGGGCUUGUCGAAAACUAUUUUGGCUCUCGAAGCAGCACAGAUAUUUCAGAUAUUUGGCCUAUGGACAACAGCAAUCCUGUUAGCCCUCAAAAGGAAACAUAUGAAAACCAAAUAAUUUGCUCUUCCCAGCAAGAUGAGGAAGAAGAGGAGGAUCAGGAAAUGAUUGAAAACGGGUAUUAUGAAGAAACAGACUAUAGUAUAUUAGAUGGAGCUUCCGGUGCUGACCAGGAUCAUGGCUCAGGAGAAGAGAGAGCCCUGAGAUCUGGAAGGACUGAUAGUGGACAUCUGCGAGACGGAAUAACUGUGCCUCCUGUCUGUACUCCUGGUUGUCUGUCUUUUCCUUCUUCUCUGAGAGACUCUCCUUGCAAUGUUAUCUGUUCUUCAAGGAAUAAAUCUGAUGCAAUUACACAACAGCCAGGCAGUACAUCCUACAGCUCAGCUUCAUCUGUUUCCUGGUAUGAAAGCUCCCCAAAACCUCAAAUGUUAGCUUUCCUACAGGCUAAAGAAGAAUUGAAGCAACUUAAACUUCCUGGAUUUAUGUAUAGCGAUGUUUUCAAACUGGCUUCCUCAAUACCUUAUUUCAGUAUGGAAGAGGAUGACUGUUCAGAAGAAGGAAUACAUCUUAUAGUCUGCGUCCAUGGCCUAGAUGGUAACAGCGCAGAUCUAAGAUUAGUGAAGACAUACAUUGAGCUAGGGCUGCCUGGAGGGAGAAUAGAUUUUCUUAUGUCCGAAAGGAAUCAGAAUGAUACCUUUGCUGAUUUUGAUUCCAUGACAGAUCGCCUUUUAGAUGAAAUUAUACAGUAUAUACAAAUUUAUAAUCUAACCCUUUCAAAAAUCAGCUUUAUUGGACACUCACUGGGUAAUUUAAUAAUCCGUUCAGUGCUCACAAGGCCUCGAUUUAAAUAUUACCUCAACAAACUGCAUACCUUCCUGUCUCUUUCUGGACCACAUCUUGGUACCCUCUACAACAGCAGUGCUCUUGUUAAUACGGGACUGUGGUUUAUGCAGAAGUGGAAGAAGUCUGGUUCUUUAUUGCAAUUGACGUGUCGAGACCAUUCAGAUCCACGACAAACAUUCUUAUACAAACUCAGUAAAAAAGCAGGUCUUCAUUACUUCAAAAACAUUGUGUUAGUAGGAUCCCUGCAGGAUCGUUAUGUUCCUUAUCACUCCGCUCGCAUUGAGAUGUGUAAAACAGCUUUAAAGGAUAAACAAUCAGGACCAAUUUAUGCUGAAAUGAUCCAGAACCUGCUUCUGCCAGUCCUUCAAAAUAAGGAAUGUAAUUUGGUUCGUUAUAAUGUAAUUAAUGCAUUACCCAAUACGGCAGAUUCUCUCAUAGGGAGAGCUGCACACAUUGCUGUUCUUGAUUCAGAAAUAUUUUUAGAAAAAUUCUUUCUUGUUGCUGCCCUAAAAUAUUUUCAGUAGAGGAAAGUGUUGUAAGAGACUUGGUUAUUACCUCAUUAACAGAUGAAUCAAAUAAUGUGUGGUAUUAAAGUAUAGCUGCAGCUGUAUUUUAAGAGAUAUUUAUACUUUUUAUAUGGAAGAUAAUUUAUAUCAUCCACACUUAGGGCUUUUUAACAUCGACUUUACUUUCUAGGUAAUGUGGCUGUGCAAUAUUUUUUUUAUUUUGUUCUUUUUACUUUUCUAUUACUUUUUCUUAAUUUUGGGUACCUAAUUAUUUGAAGAUUAAAGUACAGUCUGUACUUUUGGUUGGUUUAUUUUUGGCUCUUAGACUACAAAAGUCAAUGUUACUCAGCUACAUUUUACAGGAGGCUUUAGACACCAAAAUAAAUUGGAUUUUAAAAUUCAAAUAAGG
Charadrius vociferus (killdeer) is the source of this 4906-nucleotide messenger RNA. It is a transcript of the gene FAM135A, whose product is annotated as family with sequence similarity 135, member A. The record is from RefSeq and is a predicted model, not a curated record. The coding region runs from base 1 to 4515 and encodes 1504 amino acids. The transcript is spliced from 19 exons. Lineage: Eukaryota; Metazoa; Chordata; Aves; Charadriiformes; Charadriidae.